Messenger RNA from Gigantopelta aegis, 2500 nucleotides. RefSeq names its product graves disease carrier protein-like. The record is from RefSeq and is a predicted model, not a curated record. Gene Ontology annotation, biological process: transmembrane transport. The transcript is spliced from 8 exons. Gene Ontology annotation, cellular component: mitochondrial inner membrane. Bases 324 to 1286 code for a protein of 320 amino acids. Lineage: Eukaryota; Metazoa; Mollusca; Gastropoda; Neomphalida; Peltospiridae.
AUGGUUCCUUAUUUCUGUUUGUAUUGCCAGUCACAAUGAUAAGACGGGUCAUACAUUCUGAAAUCAAUUCAAAAACGUAUUUGUUGUGGCCAGAUUUUGAUUUGUAUUUAGUAUUAAAUAAAUGCAUUGUUUGGACAAGUUUAUGUUCCUCUUUAUCAGUGUUAUUGUUAAGUUAACUUUGUUAAACAUAAUUUUAGGUUAGGCUAGAUGUGUGUGAAAUGGAUUGGCUGAAUAUUUUGACUUUUAGUAGAAAAACUAUUUUACAAUAUCAAUUAUUGCUUACGUUUAAAUUAAAUAAUUUCACCCAUUUAUGAAGUAACAGCAUGGCAGAAUUGGUAAAACAGAUCAACCAAAGAAAGGAAAAGAUAGAAAUUGCAGUGAAGACUUUUCUGUCAGGAGGUAUUGCUGGAUGUUGUGCUAAGACAACAGUUGCUCCCCUUGACCGAGUGAAGAUCUUACUGCAGGCACACAAUCAGCACUACAAGCAUUUAGGAGUUUUUUCCACUAUUCAUCAGGUGGUUGUGAAAGAAGGAUUUCUCGGAUUAUACAAGGGUAAUGGUGUUCAGAUGUUGAGAAUCUUCCCAUACGCUGCCAUACAGUUUAUGUCCUAUGAACAGUACAAGAAGCUUAUCAAGAAAUACUUGUCUGAAAACACCCACGUGAUCAAAUUGACUGCAGGAUCUCUAGCUGGUUUGACUGCAGUGGUCUUUACAUAUCCACUGGAUGUCGUGCGAGCUCGACUUGCAUUCCAGGUCAAAGGUGAACACAUAUACCUGGGUUUGCGACACACGGUCCGGUCCAUUGUCCAUGUGGAGGGGGGAACUAAGGCACUGUACAGAGGCUUAGUCCCCUCUAUUCUCGGAAUGGCACCAUACGCAGGUGUCUCGUUCUACAGCUUUGAAAUGAGUAAAAUAUUUUGUCUUGAACACUUUCCGGACGUCCUUGGGAAGCCGUCACCUCUAAGCACUGGAGGAGUUGUUCUGAUUCUUCCAGCCAAGCUCUUGUGUGGUGGAAUGGCUGGGGCAGUCGCACAGACAGUGUCAUAUCCCCUUGAUGUGGUCCGACGUCGGCUUCAGCUGUCAACAAUGCUGCCUGAUUCUCAUAAAUAUGAAAGUGGUUGGAUUCAGACUCUGAUCGUUAUCUACAAGGAGCACGGCAUGUCACAGGGCCUGUACCGAGGUCUCAGUGUCAACUACAUCCGCAUCAUGCCGAUGGUGGCUGUGUCGUUCACCACAUACGAGUCCAUAAAGCAGAUCCUGGGACUUGACACGGGUAUAGACAGGUGAUGGUUGCUGCACUCUAGAUUGUCAUCACGUCAGCUUGAUGUUCAUUAGGUUGUCAUCAAAUCUGCUUGAUGUUCAUUGGGCUGUCAAUAAAUCUGCUUGAUGUUCAUUGGGUUGUCAUCAGGUCAGCUUUAUGUUCAUUGGAUUGUCAUCACGUCAGCUUGAUGUUCAUUAGGUUGUCAUCAAAUCUGCUUGAUGUUCCUUGGGCUAUCAACAAAUAAGCUUGUUGUUCAUUGGGUUGUUAUCUAGUCAGCUUGAUGUUUAUUACAUUGUCAUCAUAUCAGCUUGAUGUUCAUUGGGUUGUAAUCAGAUCAACUUGAUGUUCAUUGGGCUGUUAUCAAAUUAGUUUGAUGUUCAUUGGGUUGUCAACAAAUCAGCUUGAUGUUUAUUUGGUUGUCAACAAAUUGGCUCGAAGUUCACUGUCUGGCUUUUCAUCUAGUGCAUAAUUUUAAAAUCUUGCAUAAUCAGUGGUACUGAUAGUUGGUGGCCCACCCAUGGCUGAACAAGUAAAUUUGCUGACAUGUCAUAAGGAUUACUAUUUCAGCAACAUAUGAGGGCUCGAACUUAAGAAUUUAUCACCUACGGCAAUUCAAAAAACAAACUGCCGUCGGUGAAAGGGCUGACCGACAGCAAUUUUGAGUUUGCCAAUGGCAAUUUUUUAACUGACUUUUACAACAAAUAAAGUUGACUGAAAGGUUAUUUUUCUGUAAGUACAUGUAGUCAUAUUUCUUCAUUUUAUGUCAAUAAACUUAAGUAAAGAAGAAUUUAUUAUAAAUAGAAUCAUGGACUACUAGCAUAAGCUAACAUUUAUCAGAACCUGGUGAUUCUGAGACUUUCUGAAGUUGCCCAAAUUUUCUGUAAAUAUGACAUGAAAAUUGUUCUAUGGAUGACAUUAAAUUGUAUACAGUGUUCUCGCUGGGUGAAAAUUAAAGGAGGAUGGUCAUGUAAAAACAACAACAAAAAAAAAAACAAGAACUCAAAAGCAAAGAAAAAAGUGAACGUUUGGUUACCGUAAAAUAAUAAAGAGUUUUUUAAAGUGAUCUCCUACACUGUGAUAACAUUUUUCUGUUCUUUUUAUUUCCAUUUUCAUUGAUUGAAUCGAUUGCAUUGAUAUUGCCAGAUGAUAAAUAUAUUUUAUUAAGAACUGCUGAAUAAACAAAUGGCAGUAAGUAAAAAUCAUCAGUUUUGACCAAUUAAAUCUGCAACUGAGGAUAAAA